Rhizophagus irregularis DAOM 181602=DAOM 197198 is the source of this 1750-nucleotide messenger RNA. NCBI's taxonomy places the organism in Eukaryota, Fungi, Glomeromycota, Glomeromycetes, Glomerales, Glomeraceae. The record is from RefSeq and is a predicted model, not a curated record.
UGCUUCCAAUUAUAGAAAUUUAUGGAAAUACGAUCAACGUAAAACAAUAUAAAUAAGGUUUGACUGCAACUCAAAAAUUUUUGCCGUUUUUUUUUCCUUUUUCUCAUUUACAACAAAAAAAAUGAUUUCAAAAUUUUGGGCAGAAUUAUCCAACGAUUAUGAGAAAUUUUUUGAAACAGAAAUAGGAUAUGACGUUAUUAUUUAUGCAGGAGAUGAUCAAAAUGUCAAAGAAAUUCAUGCUCAUUCAAAUAUUUUAUGUGCUAGGUCUCAAUAUUUUCGUACUGAAUUUUCUAACGAAUUGGCUGAGAAAAGAGACGGAAAAUUUAUUUUUAGAAAAUCAAACAUUUCACCACAAUUAUUUAAUAUCAUUCUUAGGUUCAUUUAUUGUGGAAAUAUUGAAUUGAAGAAUUUACAAGGCUCUGAAGUAUUAAAAUUAUUGAUAGCUGUGGAUGAACUAAAUAUCAAUACGUUAAUUUCUCAUAUUCAAGAAUUUUUGAUUGAACAUCAAACCGAAUUUUUACAACAAAAUCCAACCGGAAUUCUUGAAAUUAUUUAUCAACAUGAAGCAUUUACGGAUUUAUGGAAUUUUUGCCUUGAAAAAAUUUGUGAAGAACCUAAAAUUUUAUUCAGUUCUGAAAAUUUUAUUAAUUUAAAAGCUCCUUUAUUGGAAUUAUUAUUAAAAAAGGAUGACUUAAUUAUGGAUGAAAUUGAAAUUUGGGAGUAUUUAUUAAAAUGGUGUUUUGCUCAACAAAAUAUGCAGAAUGAUCCAACAAAAUGGAAUAAAGAUGAUAUUAUAAGAGUUGAAAGAGAAUUAUAUAGAUUUAUUCCUUUAAUUCGAUUCUAUGAUAUUGAACCUACUGAUUUUUUUUACAAAGUUUAUUGUUACAAAGACAUCUUACCACAAGAUUUAAUUCAUGAUCUUUUGGAAUAUCAUAUAGUUCCUGACAUAAAAUCAAAAGUUAAUUUACCACCUUCAAGAAAGCCAAAUUUAAAAUAUCCACUUGAUUCAACUUUAAUUAAAUCGAACCAUCUUCCUCUUUUUGCUUCGUGGAUUGAUAAAAAAGAUACUUCACAUUAUAAUAGAAAAAAUAAUCCCUAUGAUUUCAAGUUAUUAUAUCGCUCAAGUCAAGAUGGAUUUGAUACUAAAUCAUUUCACAAAAAUUGUGACAAUAAAGGAGCUACUAUUUGGAUAGCAAAAAUUAAAAAUUUAAAACAAUUAAUUGGAGGGUAUAAUCCACUUAAUUGGAAUGAAAGUCGUUCUUGGUAUGCUACAGCAGACAGUUUUAUUUUUAAUUUUAUCAAUGGAGGAAAUAUUUCUACUUCAAAAGUAAGUUAUGUUAAGAAACAAGAUCAUGCUGUUUUAUGUCAGUCUAAUUACGGUCCAUCUAUGGGUAAUAUAUACUGUCAUAAUAAUAAUUGGUCUAAUGAAGAUCAUGGCUAUGGCGAUAAUAUCUAUCCAAACAUAGGAAUUCCAAAAAAUUUUGAAGUAGAAGAUUAUGAAGUAUUUCAAGUAAUUAAAAAGUAAAUUUAAGAUGAAAUUGAAAUUAUUUUUUUAAUUAUAUCUUCUGAAAAAAUAUUUCACUACCAAUAAUCACAGUUUUCUGCGAACCUAAUAAGUAAACAACUUUAUUAAAUUAAGUUCAAGAUGCAUAAACAUAUUUAAAUUUGUUAAUAAAGUAAAUAAAUUUUAUCUUUAAUAAUAUCAUUAUGCUAACUAUUUUGUUAUUUGAAAAAAAUAUAAUAUUUUAAG